Molecule: messenger RNA, 2383 nt
Organism: Anopheles stephensi (Asian malaria mosquito)
Lineage: Eukaryota; Metazoa; Arthropoda; Insecta; Diptera; Culicidae
Gene: lark
Product: RNA-binding protein lark
Exons: 3
Coding region: 472-1509 (345 amino acids)
Cellular component (GO): cytosol
Molecular function (GO): zinc ion binding; mRNA binding
Source: RefSeq, a predicted model, not a curated record
UCUGCCUAUGACAGCUGUUGUCAAACGGCAAUCGUAUUGGUGGUGAAAAUCGCAGCGAGGAAAAGCCGACCGACGAGUCACCGAAUUUGUUGGCAAUUUUCUCGUGCAUUUCGCAUUCGCGAACGCUUUUCCGAACGUACAGCUAGCAGAAAAAGAAUUUCAACUUUCCGUCAACCGCCGCCGGGUUUUCCGUAGCCGUUCGAAGCUCUCGUGUCAUCAUCCGGAACGGAAGAAGCCGCGCAACAGCUUCUGCUCCCUCGCCCGUACGCAGUCGUCGUUCGUAUUAGUCCGUGUACCGACUCAAACAUCCCCCCGACCCACUACUGCCUAGCAAAGCCGAAUAUCGUUCAUCGCGCGAGUACGUUACCCGAAACCCGUCUCCCCCCCUUUCGCGCGUCUACGAGUGGCCCUCCCACCGCCGUUGGUUGGCCGCCACUCACCGUCCGUGCGUGAGUUUUUGCCCCGCCGGUUAUGAGCAAAGCCGUCAAAAUAGAUCCAUCCAGUGAAAGCAGCCGGGAGCUGCCGCCCGGUACGUUCAAGCUCUUCAUCGGCAAUGUCGACGAGAAGACGCAGCCGUCCGAACUGCGGCCACUGUUCGAAAAGUACGGUACGGUUGUCGAGUGCGAUGUGGUGAAGAAUUUCGGCUUCGUACACAUGGAAAACGAAGAUCAGGGCCGCGAGGCGAUACAGCACCUGAACGGGUACGUGAUCGGUGGGCAAGCGAUCAAGGUGGAGGCGGCCAGAAGUCGCCGCGCCCCGAACGCCAACACGACAAAGAUAUUCGUCGGCAAUCUUACGGACAAAACGCGCGCCCCGCUAGUACGCGAGCUGUUUAAGAAGUUCGGUACCGUCAUCGAGUGCGAUAUCGUGCGGAACUAUGGCUUCGUGCAUCUCGAUGCGACCGGAGACGUGAACGAUGCGAUCCGGGAACUGAACGGUAUGAUGGUGGACGGGCAACCGAUGAAGGUGCAGGUGUCCACCAGCCGCGUCCGGCCGAAGCCGGGUAUGGGCGAUCCGGAACAGUGCUAUCGGUGCGGUCGGGCCGGCCACUGGUCGAAGGAGUGCCCGCGCCUGAUCUGGGCCGAACGAGGCUUCCGCGAACGCAGCAUGUACGCACGGGAUCCGUAUCCGCCGCCGCCACCGCCGCCCUUCCUUCGCGAUCGUAUAAUGGACGGAUUUAGGGACACCUUUGACUACUAUGAUCGGUAUGAAGAUCCACGCGACCUGUUCGAACGCCGGUACGGUAUCCGGGGACGUGAUUUUCCCCCCAUAAGGCGCGAACCGAUGCCCCCGAUACCGCCCCUGAUGAGGCGCAGUGUUACCGAGAGUAGCCGCAGCAGCAGCAGCUACGAAGCGAUCUUCAGCCGGCGUACGCCGCCUCCGACCAGCCGGAACGGAAGCAGCAGCAUCAGCCGGUUCGGUGUGUACGAAGACUUUAGCCGGGAUUCGUUCGACGAUAGGCGCGGACUGCGAGGACCUUCGCCGACCCAUCGAUACGCACCGUACUGAGACGCGGAUUGAACUAAUAUGGUUGAAUGGUGGUAGAGACCACCCGACCUUGCCACCACGAUCCAUGCUCACAGCUGCAGGAACUUAGAUCAGAUAAACCUUACAUACAAACAAAACUAACGCCGCAAAGACGCCGGAAAAGGAUUUGCAGCAGCUGAGAGAGGGAAACAGGGGAAUUUGUAUUACCCAUGAUUAGUGUAAUACACACACACACACCCCCCCAUCGGCUUGGCUGCAGAUAGCUGCAAGGUUGUACUUACAGCUCCUUGAAACCGUGUAAUUGAAUGUGAGCAAGCGUGGAAGGACAGUUCCACAGGAGUUCUGUGGGCAGUAGGGGUGGCAGAGUUUCAAAUCGUAACGCUAAUAUACUUGCCCGCUGGUGGCAGUGAAGCGUGUUAGGCUAUAACAAAUUCUCAAACCCGAUUCAUGAUGCAUUUUCUCUUCGUUCAUGUCUUCAUAUGUUAGCUGAUUUGUAUAAGUAUGUGAUGGUCAAUAAUCGUCUGCCUGUGUUGCGUAAAUCAUAUUUUAUUUUGAACCCUACGUGUUUACACUCAUUGCAUACAUUUUUCAUAUUAUUAUUUUGUGCGCCGUAAUAGCUUUUACAACUAAUCAACAGCACAGAUGGAAAGUUUAGUUUAAGGUUUCGUUUUGUCUUCAUUUGAAAAUUAUAAAAGCUAUCCUUUGAGUGGUUCGCAAAAGCCAGAGCUGUGUACGAAAGGGAAAUGCGAGUUGAGUCGAAGGAUAGAAACGCAGUGUAAUGCAAGCAACUAGAAACGGGCAGGAUCGGACGGACAGCGGACAUAAAACUAUAAUAGUUAUAUCGUAAGCUACUAAAGAUAAUAAACAAAAAAACGUCGUUUUAAAUACCUGAACA